AUGAAGGACUCGUACACAUUGCCCGCAGCAGCGGAUUUCCAUGUUCACCUACGUGAUGGAGCAAUGGCAGAGGCAGUUACGCCUACCAUCCGCCAAGGAGGUGUUGAUGUAGUAUACGUCAUGCCUAACCUGGUACCUCCUGUGACCACAGUCGGCGCCGCUCUUGCUUACAAGGAGCGCUUGCAAAAGAUAGACUCCAGCAUCAAGUAUCUGAUGACACUGUACUUGCACGAAAGUAUCACGCCCGAUGUUGUGCGAGAAGCGAAGAAGGCCGGCAUCGCCGGUAUCAAGUCCUACCCAGCAGGAGUUACCACAAACUCCUCUUCUGGCGUCAUAUCUUAUGAGCCUUUUUUCCCUGUCUUCAAGACCAUGGAGGAGGAGGGACUCGUCCUCAACCUGCACGGCGAGGUGCCGAGCGACCGCAAAGACAUCACGGUCAUGAACGCCGAGGCCUCAUUCCUGCCCACGCUCCAGGACCUGCACAGGCGCUUCCCCAAGCUGCGCAUCGUCCUCGAGCACUGCACUACCGCCGACGCCGUCAAGGCCGUGCGGUCCUGCGGCGACACCGUCGUCGGCACCAUCACGGCCCAUCACCUGUCGCUGCUUGUCGACGACUGGGCCGGCAACGCCUUCUGCUUCUGCAAGCCCGUCGCCAAGACCCCGGCCGACCGCAGGGGCCUGCUGGAGGCGGCCGUCAACAGCGGCGGCAAGUUCUUCCUGGGCACGGAUUCCGCGCCCCAUGACAUCUCGGCCAAGAAGAAUGCAAAGGCAGCUGCGGGCGUCUUCACGCAGCCUUAUGCUGUACAAUAUGUCAUGAAUGCACUCGAGGACGCGGUGGAGCGGGGCGACAUCAAGGAUGAACAGAUCACGGAAGAGUUCCUCGCGGGCUUCCUCGGCGAGUGGGGACGCCAGUUCUACGGGGUGGAGAAGAGCACGAAGAUGAUCGUGAUAAAGAAGGGCAAUGAGGUGAUAUCAUCCUCGGUCAAGGGAUCUGGAGUCGAAGUUGUGCCAUUUAGACAAGGGGAGCCUACAUGGAGUGUGGAGUGGCAGUGA
Molecule: messenger RNA, 1053 nt
Organism: Truncatella angustata
Lineage: Eukaryota; Fungi; Ascomycota; Sordariomycetes; Amphisphaeriales; Sporocadaceae
Exons: 3
Coding region: 1-1053 (350 amino acids)
Biological process (GO): 'de novo' pyrimidine nucleobase biosynthetic process; pyrimidine nucleotide biosynthetic process
Cellular component (GO): cytoplasm
Molecular function (GO): dihydroorotase activity
Source: RefSeq, a predicted model, not a curated record